ACAAGAUGAGAGUAGAUCUUGCAGAACAUAUAUUAUCACAAAAAGUUAAAAAAGCGAUAGCAGAAAUUCCAGAAUUAAAAAAUAUUUCUCAAGGCCUCAGAUUAUAUAUUAAAUUUUUAUAUAAAUCAAAAUUGAAAAUUCAGCAUAUCAAAUUUUGUAAUUUUGAUUAG
Messenger RNA from Cetraspora pellucida, 170 nucleotides. The record is from the annotation of a GenBank genome assembly. NCBI's taxonomy places the organism in Eukaryota, Fungi, Glomeromycota, Glomeromycetes, Diversisporales, Gigasporaceae.